Molecule: messenger RNA, 3427 nt
Organism: Oxyura jamaicensis (ruddy duck)
Lineage: Eukaryota; Metazoa; Chordata; Aves; Anseriformes; Anatidae
Gene: EPHA10
Product: EPH receptor A10
Exons: 17
Coding region: 22-2982 (986 amino acids)
Biological process (GO): protein phosphorylation; cell surface receptor protein tyrosine kinase signaling pathway; axon guidance
Cellular component (GO): plasma membrane; neuron projection
Molecular function (GO): ATP binding; transmembrane-ephrin receptor activity; protein binding
Source: RefSeq, a predicted model, not a curated record
GCGCACGGAGUCGGCGGCGCCAUGGCCAGGGCGCACGGCGGCGGCGGCUUCCCUCGGGCGCUGCCGCUGCUGCUGCUGCUGCCGGUGCUGCCCCGCGCCGCCGCCGAGCAGGUUGUCCUGCUGGACUCGAAGGAAUCGCAAGCAGAGCUGGGCUGGACCUCGCACCCAUCCAACGGGUGGGAAGAAAUCAGUGGGGUGGAUGAGAACUACAAGCCGAUCCGCACCUACCAGGUCUGCAACGUCAUGGAGCCCAACCAGAAUAACUGGCUGCAGACGGGCUGGAUCGCCAGGCGCGACGGCCAGAGGAUCUUCAUCGAGCUGAAGUUCACCCUGCGGGACUGCAACAGCAUCCCGGGCGUGAUGGGCACCUGCAAGGAGACCUUCAAUCUGUAUUACGUCGAGUCCGACUCCGACCUGGGCCGUAGCAUCCACGAGAGCAAGCACACGAAGAUCGACACCAUCGCUGCGGACGAGAGCUUCACGCAGGGGGACCUGGGUGAGCGUAAGAUGAAGCUGAACACGGAGCUGCGGGAGAUCGGCCACCUGAGCAAGCAAGGUUUCCACCUGGGCUUCCAGGACGUGGGUGCCUGCGUGGCGCUGGUCUCCGUGCGGGUCUAUUACAAGAAGUGCCUCGCCACCCUGCAGAACCUGGCGCUCUUUCCGGACACGGUGGCAGAGACGGCCUUCGCCACGCUGGUGGAAGUUAAAGGAACUUGCGUGGAGCACGCCCAGGUGGACGUGGAUAACCCCCCGAGGAUGCACUGCAGCGCUGAGGGCGAGUGGCUGGUCCCCAUCGGGAAGUGCGUGUGCGGCCCCGGCUUCGAGGAGAGGGACGGGAGGUGCAGAGCGUGCCUUCCUGGAUUUUACAAGCUUUCACUCCGUCUUCCUCUCUGCUCUCCUUGCCCCGAGCACAGCUUCACGCACGAGGAAGCCUCCACGUUCUGCUCGUGCCAGAAGAACUACUCCAGGUCCCCGUCGGACCCUCCGUCUGCCUCCUGCACGCGCCCUCCAUCGGCCCCGAGGGACCUCGUCUACAGCCUGCGCCGUUCCUCGCUGGUCCUGCAGUGGAGUGCCCCCGCGGACGCGGGUGGCCGCAGCGACCUGACCUACAGCUUGUGGUGCGGCCACUGCCCGGCGGCACGGGGCGGCUGCGAGCAGUGCGGCAGCGGCGUGGGCUUCGUGCCGCAGCAGACGGGCCUGGUGGAGCGCACCGUGACGCUGGUGAACCUGCUGCCUCACGCCAACUACACCAUCCGCGUGGCGGCCCUCAACGGCGUCUCGGCCGUCAGCCCGCUGGCGGGGCAGCAGUACGCCGAGGUCAACGUCUCCACCGGGCUCGCAGCGCCAACUCCCAUCACCGACAUCCGCACGGAUAAAAUCGAGCAGAAGAGCGUCUCCUUGUCGUGGCAGGAGCCGGGCUUCCCAACCACCAACAGCACCGAGUACGAGGUCAAGUACUACGAGAAGGAUCAAAGGGAUCAGAGUUACUCGACCGUGAAAACCACAUCAACGGCUGUGACAGUCAAUAACCUGAAGCCUGGCACCCUCUAUAUCUUCCAAAUCCGGACGUCUUCCUCACAGGACUACGGCAACUACAGCCCUAGUAUUGAAGUGGAGACGCUGGCAGAGCUGACAGUGGCCUCCAGUGAGCAGAACCCUGUCCUCAUCAUCGCCGUGGUGGCCAUCGCGGGGCUGACGGUGCUGGUGUCCAUGGUCAUCGGCGUGAUGGUGUGGAGGAGACAGUGUGGGUACAGCAAAGCCAGCCAGGACGGGGACGAGGAGCUCUACUUCCACUUUAAAAUACCCACCAGGCGGACGUACAUCGACCCUGACACGUGCGAAGACCCCAUGCAGGCCGUGCACCUCUUUGCCAAAGAGCUGGAUAACGCCAGCAUUAAGAUCGAGAGGAUCAUUGGGACAGGGGAGUUCGGCGAGAUCUGCCGGGGCUGCCUGAAGCUGCCCAGCAAGCGGGAGCUGCCGGUGGCCAUCCAGACCCUGCGGGCCGGGUGCUCGGCAAAGCAGCAACGCUGCUUCCUGGCUGAGGCGUGCACCAUGGGCCAGUUCGACCACGCCAACGUCAUCCGGCUGGAGGGGGUCAUCACCAGAGGGAACACCAUGAUGAUAGUGAUGGAGUACAUGGGGAACGGAGUGCUGGACUCUUUCCUCAGGAAGCACGAGGGACAGUUCACAUCCACCCAGCUCAUCAGCAUGUUGCAGGGGAUUGCCUCUGGCAUGAAGUACCUGGCAGAGAUGGGUUACAUACAUAAAAGCCUGGCCGCCCACAAGGUCCUUGUGAACAGCAGCCUGGCGUGCAAAAUAACGGGUUUCAGGCAGCCGCAAGAAGACAAGAUGGAGACCAUCUUCACCACCAUGCGUGGGAAGAGCCUGGUGCUGUGGUCAGCCCCCGAAGCCAUCCAGUAUCACCACUUCAGCCCGGCCAGCGACGUGUGGAGCUUCGGCAUCGUCAUGUGGGAAGUCAUGUCCUACGGCGAGAGACCCUACUGGGACAUGUCCCACCAGGAUGUGAUGAAGGCGGUGGAGGACGGCUUUCGCCUGCCGGCCCCGGCGAACUGCCAGCCUCCCCUGCACCAGCUCAUGCUCGACUGCUGGCAGAAGGACCGCAGCCAGCGCCCCAAGUUCUCACACAUUCACGAUGUCCUCAGCAAGAUGGUGCAGAGCCCACAGCCCCCGCCGUGCACCAGGUCCCGUGGCACUGCCGUGCCCCUGGCCGAGCGCUCCUUCGCAGCCUUCCCGGCCUUCAGCUCGGUGGGAGAGUGGCUGGAAGCGAUAGAAAUGGGCAGGUACCGGGAUAACUUCACCGCCGCGGGCUACUGCUACCUGGAGUCCGUGGCCAGGAUGACGGCACAAGAUGUUCUGAGCCUGGGGAUCACACUGGUGGAGCACCAGAAGACCAUCCUGAGUGGCAUCCAGACCCUGCGGGCCCAGGUGAUCCAGAUGCACGGCCGGGGCGUGCAGGUGUGACGGAGCACGGAGCACCGGAGCGGGAGGAGGUGCUGGCCACGUGCUGGCCCCAAACCGGACCAAAUCUCUGAAACUUCACGGUUUCAGGUGGGAUGUAGGAGUCACUGGGCUGCUGCCCAGUGAGUCAUUCCAUGUGGCAACAGGGCAGGGUGGCCUGUCCCCUGUGCCAGGGAAGCCGAGCAUCCCUGGGACACCAGGCACAGUGUGCCUGGGCAGCUGUGGUUCUCCCCAUCGCUGCUCUGUAAGACGAGUCAAAUGUAACGAUGCCAUUUCACAUGGUAAUUAGGUCAACAGGGUGGAUGGACAUUUGUGCACUGUCUUAAUCCAGAGCCGAGAGUGUUUUCCUAUCUAGCAUCCUACUGGUGAAAUCCAUGGGUAUUUUUAUACAGGCUGACAUCUUCUACCAACCCCACCAGGAGCUUUUAUUGCUUUUAUUUAUAGAGAC